CCCCACUUUCUUCAUUUUCUUCUUCCUGCGUCUGUUUGUUUGACAUGUGAUUGGAAAUUUAAGCCAUUUAGACGUUUCUGGAGCUUCGAUGAUGGAAGCUGUUUGUGAUUUGAGUGUAUAAAUUUUUUGAUUCUGAUGUUCUAAGUCUACUUUGGAAAUAGGUGUUAGAGGAGCAUGUUUGCGGUUCCUCCGUUUCCAUCUAUUACACUACGUUUGUGGGUGUCUGUAACUCUUUGUUAGUCUUUGGUGGGACAAGGCCAGAACAAGCCUCUUUGAUUUCGCACCCCUAGCUGUAAACUUCAGAGCUCGGUAUGGAUGACAUGGACAAUAUCUCGGGGAGUGCCAUCCAAGUCGCUGGGGCAACAAGUUUGGUCAGCCUGGCGGCAGGACUCGGAUGCUGGUUUUGGCUACCGGACCAAAUUCAUUUCUGGGGCAGUAUUGCUAUUCCAAGAGAGUUCGGCAUCAUACUCAUCCCCAUCAUAGGAAUCGUCUUAACUCUCAUGCUAGCGCUUGUUGUCAAGUGCGACCCACUCUGCGAGAAUUUGGACUCAUCCUCCCAAUCUGCCCUGAGCAUGAUCGUCAUGUCUCCGAGCUUAUUCUCUCCAGUGCUCCAGGUCAUUGUACUGUGGGCUGCCUUCACAGAUCACACCUUGGGCACCACUCCCAUUGUUUUCCUCAUGAGCCUUUUCUUGGUCACGCUGGGAGGAGCAUUCAAUUACAUCGAGCAGAAUCAUGUGGUGGGCAUCCGGGACCCCUGGACCCUGCAAAGCGCGCACGUGUGGGAGGAGGUGCAUUGCCUGGCCACGAAGCUCUUCAUGCUGGCUGGGCUUGUGGGCAUGGUGUUUGUUUGGUUCAUUCCCUCUGGGUUCUGGCAUCUUCUCUUCUUAAGCAUUCUAGUCGGAGUGCCUCUCAUCACCUGCUCUGUGUACUCUUUCUUCAUUCGGGAAGAUGCUCAGUACCAGUAUAUCGUCAGGUAGGCUGGUGACGAUCGAUCCUAAGUCCUGAACUUGAACUGGAGAGUGCAGCGAUCAAUGAGUGAUGUGCUGGACUAAGUUUAGGGUUCUGCCGUGGUUUCGGUAUCAUUUAGCUCACCCACUCGAGCCAUGAAGGAAUGCAACGCUGGCAUGUUGGAGCUUGGAUCGUCAACGUGCUGCAAAUCGUGUGCUGGGGGGAUAUAAAUAAGAGGCCCUGGUUAUGAGACAGGAAGUGAAAGCAGUAAGGAUUUAAGGUCUUGUUCCGUCACAUAUGAUCGAGAUAUUUCAUUUAACCUAGUGAUUUCUGUGUAUUUAGUACCUGUUCAAAUCAAAAUCCCUUCUGUUAUGUGACAAGUCUAGGCGUAGAUUUUUCCCAGUUGGAUUGAUUACUAUUGCAAUUGAUUAUGCCCUUGUGAUGAUA
Molecule: messenger RNA, 1395 nt
Organism: Physcomitrium patens
Lineage: Eukaryota; Viridiplantae; Streptophyta; Bryopsida; Funariales; Funariaceae
Biological process (GO): response to toxic substance
Source: RefSeq, a predicted model, not a curated record